Pelobates cultripes (western spadefoot toad) is the source of this 38487-nucleotide messenger RNA. Lineage: Eukaryota; Metazoa; Chordata; Amphibia; Anura; Pelobatidae. The record is from the annotation of a GenBank genome assembly.
AGAUCUUUGAUUCUGAAUAGACGUCGUGGUCUAUGGACCAAAGGAACAUAACUGUUGAAAAUAGAGUACAAAGCUACUUUCAUAUAUUUCCAGAGGUUAGUUUUAAUAUCUGUAACAAAUCUACUAUUACACACAAGCCAUUUAAGGUAGCUGUUACAUCUGACGCCUUAAUUAUUUUCAGUGUAGUGCAUCUGUUCAGCAUUUAACUUCUUAAAGGAGAAGUUGUUUUAAGCCUUUUAGCCACUGUAUUUAUCUGGAUGUUUUGACUGUAGCUUCUGAUUAAAGCAUGCGUGUCCAAACAUUUGGCUUCCACGGGCCACAUUGAGCGAAGAGGUAUUGUCUUGGGCCGCACAUAAAAUAUAUAAUAUCAUUUAUAUAAUAAAACUUCAAAAGCCGUUUUCUUAUUUUUGAUAUUUCAUUUGUUUAAUAGAAAACUCCCUUAUUUGUGAUGCUUAAUGUGGAAUUGCCAUAUUUUAGGAUACCAAAUUAGGGAGCUAUCAACUAAACAUUCACAUGUUCAUACACAUACACAUAACCACAGAUAUAUACACACAUAUAUAAUCACAGGCCUAUACACAAGCAUAUAUACACACAAUCACAGACAAAAAUUUAAAACCAGUUCUAUACACAAAAUCAUGCAGACGUACACACGUUUAAAAUCAGAUCUAUACACACACACACACAGAGUUGGAAGAGUGGGAAAAAACAAAAAAUGGUUGUGGCCAUGACAGUGCCGUUUUAAGCAGGCCUAGAUUUUUAUUUUAUGUUCAGCAGGCCGUUACUUUGUAGACCCAGCCAGGAUUCUGCGUCUAAUCCCUGAAGACCCACAGAUGUAAGAGUCGCCUCCCUGGGUUUCCCCUAUGUCUGUUUUCAAACCCCCAUUUGCUGCUGAAAUACAGGCCUCCAGCAGUUCAUCUGUCUCCAUAGCUGUAAAGUAUGUUUUCCCACCUCGGCUAAGUAUAAUAAAUUGUCUCAGCAGAUAUGACAAUAUCCUGUUGAUUGCUAGUUUGGCUUUUGAUAAGUUUGUGCAGUUCGAGAAAGGUUUUAUAACUAUUCGCUAUAUUUGACCUUGGUCCCUCCUUUUGACACUGUUGCACAUAGAAGGCUUAUCAAUAAACUGCAAUCUUUAAGUUUGGAUUCAAAUAUUGUUGAAUGGGUAAGGCAGUGGCUGAGUAACAGGCAACAGAGGGUUGUAGUUAAUGGAAUAUAUUCGAAGCUUGGACUUGUCACCAGUGGGGUACCUCAGGGAUCUGUACUUGGACCCAUUCUCUUUAAUAUUUUUAUUAGUGAUAUUGCAGAAGGUCUUGAUGGUAAGGUAUGUCUUUUUGCUGAUGAUACUAAGAUAUGUAACAGGGUUGAUGUUCCAGGAGGGAUAAGCCAAAUGGCAAAUGAUUUAGGUAAACUAGAAAAAUGGUCAGAAUUGUGGCAACUGACAUUUAAUGUGGAUAAGUGCAAGAUAAUGCAUCUUGGACGUAAAAACCCAAGGGCAGAGUACAGAAUAUUUGAUAGAGUUCUAACCUCAACAUAUGAGGAAAGGGAUUUAGGGGUGAUUAUUUCUGAUGACUUAAAGAUAGGCAGACAAUGCAAUAGAGCAGCAGGAAAUGCUAGCAGAAUGCUUGGUUGUAUAGGGAGAGGUAUUAGCAGUAGAAAGAGGGAAGUGCUCAUGCCAUUGUACAGAACACUGGUGAGACCUCACUUGGAGUAUUGUACACAGUACUGGAGACUGUAUCUUCAGAAGGAUAUUGAUACCUUAGAGAGGGUUCAGAGAAGGGCUACUAAACUGGUUCAUGGAUUGCGGGAUAAAACUUACCAGGAAAGGUUAAAGGAUCUUAACAUGUAUAGCUUGGAGGAAAGACGAGACAGGGGGGAUAUGAUAGAAACAUUUAAAUAUAUAAAGGAAUCAACACAGUAAAGGAGGAGACUAUAUUUAAAAGAAGAAAAACUACCACAACAAGAGGACAUAGUCUUAAAUUAGAGGGACAAAGGUUUAAAAAUAAUAUCAGGAAGUAUUACUUUACUGAGAGGGUAGUGGAUGCAUGGAAUAGCCUUCCAGCUGAAGUGGUAGAGGUUAAUACAGUAAAGGAGUUUAAGCAUGAGUGGGAUAGGCAUAAGGCUAUCCUAACUAUAAGAUAAGGCCAGGGACUAAUGAAAGUAUUUAGAAAAUUGGGCAGACUAGAUGGGCCGAAUGGUUCUUAUCUGCCGUCACAUUCUAUGUUUCUAUGUUUCUAUGUUUCUAUACUGCUUGGGCAUUACAAAUAAGUAUAUGCCGCCAUGUUUGUUUAGGAAUAUAGAAAAUUAUAAAAGUGAGCUUCCAUUUGCUAUGUAGUAAGGAUUGUUUUGUAAUCGUGCAUAUUUAUUUUUUUGUGAACAUUUUUUUCAGAUCUCAGUGGAUAAUAUAUUAUUCUGUAUUUCUUUUUAAUUCUGAGCCGUUUCUCAGCAAUAUACAGAAUUCCUAUAGUGUGUUAUGUUACAGAGAACAUGCUAACAUGUCUGAAUAAGUUGUUACCAAAGUGACGUUCAGUGAAAACAAGAUAAGGAGAGAGUCGGAAGGUGCAUAGCAAGGAACACCAGUUGUCAUGGAAGGAAAUUGUGACCAUGUAGAUUUAUUAUGUACUUGAACUGUCUACGUUUGGGAUGGGGGUGGGAGUGGUCAUUGCCAAAAGUCAGCUGAUUUUUUUUUUGGAUUUUUUUUUUUUUUUUAAAUCUCAGUAUACUGAUAUCUGUAUCUACCAAGCAUCAGUAAUUUUGUUGUGUGUGUGUGUGUGUGUGUAUAUGAAGAUUUUAAAAUUCUGUUUUUUUUUUUUUGUUUUUUUUCUUAUAUGCUGAACUUUGAUUUCUACAGAUACAAUGUCUGCCCUGACUUUUCAUGGCUGCUUACGUGCAUUAGAUGUAAUCUUGGAUAACAUCCUUCCUCAUAGUUUCCUUUUUGUACAAUUUGUUACUUAUAAACGUUAACUUUUAGGGUGGGUGAGGUUGAGGAAAAGAUUCUUCUAUGGAUUAAUCUUUCAGUUUAUUUAAUUUGUAUAUCUUGGCAGAGAUAAAAUAUUAAUACAAUUUUAGGAUCAGCGGCAAGGAAACAAGCUUACAAAGUAAAAUUUAUGUUAAAGGGUUACUCUAACCAAAAAAAAACCCAUGUUUUUUUUAACCCUUGCUUGUCCUUUUGUUUAAAAAAACAAAACAAAACCCCCCCCAAAGAAAUCUUCAUUUCAAAUCUCACUGUACGAGAGACUACAAGCACCAUGACCACUUCAAAGCACUGAAGUGGCCAUGGUGCUUGGAGUAAUGUAACCCCUGAAUGUGCAAUAUACUCUUUCCAUUCUGUCAAUAGGAGUUUAGUUACAUCAAAUGUUUUAAAGUAAUUAAACUUUUGUUGCUGUCGUAUAGGGAGAAAAAGUAAAACCAAGAAAAGUGCAUUGCUUAUCUUAUUAACCCAGGUACCAUGUCAAACCAUUUGACAACACUGUAGUUAUGGUGUUUGGAUUGUUCUAUCUAUCUAGCGCUACUAUCCGCUCUACCUCGCAGGCUUGCUGCCUAUGUGUUCUCUUUGACUCCGACCUCUCCUUCACUCCUCUUGUCCAAUCAAUCGCCAAACCCUGCUGCUUCCAUCUCAAAAACAUAGCAGGCAUCUGACCCUAUUUAACGCCUGAUACGACUCAAGUGCUUGUCUAUGCCACUGUCCUCUCUCGCCUUGACUACUGUAAUCCGCUUCUCAUUGGUCUUACGUGUUCCCAACUUCCCCCGUUACAGUCUGUAAUGAAUGCAGCGGCGAGGCUCAUCUUUCUGUCCACCCCAACUUGUUGUUAAUAUACACACAAGUGUGUGUCUGUCUGUGUGUGUAACACUGAAAGAUACUGCUCAACUGUCAAAUUUGAAGAACUAUCUCUUCUCUAGAACUUACACCAUUUAGUAAAAUAUUGAAAAUCACCUAUAACUUGUGUUAACCUUUUAUUUUUGGAGAUUCUGUGUUUUAUUUUAAAAUGAAUAAUUCUGCAUUUCACACAAAGCAAAGCCAGUACAAACCUUGUAAAUGAAAAGAAUACAUAUAAACAUUGGGGAAUAUAUAUUAUAGGGUUCUGAAAAGUAACUUAAUUAUUGGAAUGUAACAAUCACUGUUGGUGUGCAAAAAAGCAACAGAUGAAAAAUGGGACAGAUUUUAAUAAAUAUCACCUUAGACUUAAAGUGUCUCGGACCAGAUUCAGGAUAAAGAAAUCUGGAUUUCUACAUUUAAUGUUAUUGUCCACACCUCAAUUACAUAUUUGUUAAACAUAGGGAUAAGUAAACAAUUAUAAAAUCAUGGAAUCAUUCCACUUAUUUUGUUUUAUUUUUGCAGUGCAGAGAUCAUAAUACAGGCUAGUAGGGACAUAACAGCAAGAAGAUAAAUGGCAGUAAAGAUUGCUAUAUAUGUAAACAAUGCAGUAAUUUUUUUCGUUAUAGAGCUUGUAAGAAGAUGUUUAGAUCUAUGAUAAAGUACAAGACAUACUGAAAAAGAUCUGUUUAAAAUGAAAGAUUACUUUAGAGACAAAACAAAGCUUUGCCAUAGCAUAAUAAUAUUUUAAGACCCAACAGCUUAAAUGCACAAGUAUGACUCCUCUGGAGCCAAUAGCUACGAGUGGCCAAGCCAUGUUAAGAAAAUAAAACUAAAUGUAUGAUACAAAGAAAAGACAAAAUGCAAACUGGUUGACUAAAGUUAUUCCACAUAGGCUCUCAUGAACCUCGAUUCACCCAAUUCUCGAUGUCCGACAACUACUCUUCGGCAAUGCCCAGCGACCCACACACUUAGCUGCAGCAGUACUCGACCCCAGGCCUUCCCACGAGCCAACAGGUCAGUCUUCUCUUAGUGUGCAAAUCAGCGUCCUUGGAGGGUCCACCAGGGCCAUCCCUUCCGGAAUGGGAGAGGUUGUCCCUCCAAGGCUCGCGGCCCAGGUAAGAAGCUGCUGGAAGUUGCCUCUUUGUUCGCCUGGUACUCUCUGCGCCUCACAGAAGAGUUCUGAUUUUUAGGUUGGUCUCUAUCCAAAUGGACUGCAACAGAUGUAGUUGCUGGAUAAUGAGUAUGUCAACCAUUUUAGGUAUGGUUGUCUGCAUUCUCUGUGAAUAGCAGGCUUGUCUCCAGUGGGGACUGGCAUAACUCCACUAGUCCUUGGGGCUCCUGUCUAUGCAAUGUAUUGAAAGGGUGGGAAGCUAGUUGCAUACCCUGCCACAACAGUUUAGUAGGCUUCAGUAGACAGGGGGCCUGAAAGAGUUGUGGCUGGUCUCAAAUACUGCAGUACAAACACGAGUUAGGGUGUCCUCGGGCAGAAAAGGCAAUUAUAGAACACCAAAUAAUUCUAGAUCUCUAGAUAUGUUUACCGUUGUCAGUUGGCGGCAGAGCCCACCCCCUCAUCAGUUCUCCUUUAAAUCAUCUGCAGUUUUAUUUUUCUGGUAUUUUUUACCUGAAAUAUGCACAGAUUAAACUGUUGAUGUAUUUAAUUCAUGCUCCCCAAACAAACAUAUUUUGUUAGACCAUAUAAUUUAUUUUCUUUUUCUUAUGUAUGUGUACUUUUAACAAACCAAAACGGAAGACAUCAUAUAAAUAUUCCCAGCUAUUCUUUGUCAUAUUUAUUUGUCAGAACAGUUUCCUUUUACAUUCUAGCUUGAAAGCUUAGUAUAAACUAAUUUAGAUGUGAACGCUUUUUAUUUAUUUUACUUUUUUUUUUUUUUGGUUUGUUUUUUUGGUCAAAAAACCAGCAACAAAUAUUCCUGGUGUUGUUUUUAAUCCAUAAAGAGAACAUAUAAAUAGCAAUGACAAUGCUACAUAUGUCCUCAAAUAGCUGGUUUCCAAGUCCUUAAUAUUUUGGUAAUCACAAUGAGGAAAGUAAUGUAGCCUACAACACAUGGAUUUAGUUUUCAUUUUUAGGGGGAGAGGAUGCAGACUGCACUGUAUUUACCUGGAUGUCAUUGUCUCUACUUUGCAUUUUUAUGGUUUGUAUUCAGUUUUGUAUCUCUCAAGGUUGGUGUUUAAAUGUUCCUAGAAUGAUAAAUAUUGGAGGGGUACCCUCAAUGGCAAACAGAUUGUCAGCCAGUCUCAAUUGGCUCAGCAAUAUCAGGCUACCUGUUGAAAUUGCCUCUUUUUUUUUUUUUUUAAAUAUUACUUAAAAAUAAGACUUGUGUCCAUUUAAGUUCAGCUUUUCUCAUGUCAGUUUUGCUGUUGAUCAAGUUUGAAGCACUUUUCAAUUCUGCAACAAACUAGGAAACUCUUACUUCUUAACCCCAGAAUGGCAGUCAGGUCUCUCCUUGGAUCAAGUAGCUAUUACCUCACUUAUUAAAAAUGAUAUCGCUGAACAUUAUAUUUCUUUUCCAUUAAAAUAUUUAUUGAUUUUAUAAAAUAAUCAUGGGGUACAGAAAGGAAAAAGGGGGAGGAAGAGCGCUGUCAACACUCAAGAGAAAAUGAACAUUUUACAUACAGAGUUCAUGCAGAGAACAUACCACAACCGUGUUUCGUUCAUUUGACACAGGAGGUCAAUUAGCAAUGUGGACAGAAAUCGCAUUGUAGACACCAUAACCGUGAGUAGGUUCACUUAUGUCAACAGUACAACAACAAUACACCUUGCUCGAGAACAGGAGCAUGCAUCGUCAGCGCAUUACCAAAUGGAAGCAUACUUUAAAGAAUACUUUAAAAUACAGGGUUGCAAUGCGACAUACAACUAAUCUCCCCGAGUCCCACAUGUCCCAUGCAUUUAGAGAACCUUGUGUGGGGGGGGGAAAUAGUUUCUUCAGGUCUUUCUCGUACAAACAUUGUUUGUCUAAUUCAGUGAGUAGCCUCCGCAGAGGUGGUACCAUCGUUAAUUUCCAGGCCUGUGCAAUGAGCCUCUGUGCUGUUAAUGGUACGUGCAUCGUUAUUUUCUGUUUGAUCUCUGCGGGCAGGUCUUGUAGUAAAAAGUGCUCCGGAGUUAGAGGUAUCUUACACCCAGUCACUGCUUGAACGGUGUCGUGCACACUUUUCCAAAAGGGCUGGAUUGUUUGACUGGUCCACCAUGUGUGGAGGGUAGUACCUUCUUCAGUUUUACAGCGCCAACAAGAGGCAGGUGUGUACGGGUACAAUUUAUGCAGUCUACUGGGUACCAUCUAUUGGCCGUUUUAUAGUGCUGUUCCAUAUGGGCAGAAGAUUUUAUCAGCUGUCUGGGUAGUUUAAAAAUGCUUUCCCAUGUAGCAGAGGAAAGUGUGCAUUGUAGUUCUCUCUCCCAUUGCUGUGCCAAGCUUGAGGUGGUAAAGGGUGUGUGGUAUGAGAGUGUACGAUAACUCGUGGAGAUCGGUUUACAAACUGGUGGUAAUGAGCCAUUGAUACAAAUUUGUUCCCAGGUUGUGAUUGCAGUAGCUAAAGUAUCAGGGAUGUCCUUUUUGUGGCAUUGUUUAGCCUCAGUUGAACAUUGGAGUACUGGAAGAACCUGGACAAUGAGUAUUUCUUCUCCAAGGCUGCCUAGUCCAUUGGGAAAUUUUGAAAGGGGAGGAGAGAAAACCCACCUGGAGCACCUCUAGCGUGGGGCUAGAAUACAAUGCAAAAAUUUGUUUUAUCACUUAAGCGGGAAAUCCAUAGGACCCCAAAGCUCCUUUCAGGAAGGGACAGCCAAGGCGGUCGAACGCCUUUUCCGCGUCUAAAGCUAGCAAGAGACUGCCCUGCCUAGACCCCCUCAGCUUUCUGGGCACCACGGAAAAUUUACGGGUGUUGUCUAGCCCGUUUCGACCAGACACAAAUCCUGUCUGGUCGUCCCUAAUAAGUGUAGGUAGGAUCGGUGCUAGUCUGUUCGCCAGUAUCUUGGCGUACAGCUUCGUGUCUGUGUUAAGGGAUAUGGGACGAAAAUUCUUGCAAGUAUCUGUGGGUUUACCAGGCUUAGGGAGGGUCACUACGGUGGCCAGCAACAUCUCCGAAGACAGGGCACCCCCUCCAUCGCUCGCUGGUAAGUCCUAAGUAAGUGCGGGGCCAAUGUCUUAGUAAAUUUCUUGUAAUAUAAGUUAGUGAGCCCGUCCAACCCGGAGUGACUUGCCAGCCGGCAGCCCUUGGGUGGCUUUAACAUUAUGUUUUUAAGUAUUCAUCCAGUUACUGUUUAAACAUCUGUACAGACUCUGAUGAAACCACCUCUUCCAGCAGAGAUUCCACAUCCUUCUUGUUCUUACUGUAAAAAAACCUUUCCUUUCCCAUUUGGUUUAAGACGCUGCGCUAUCUUGGCCACACUCCCUGCUCCAUCCAUACAGUGUUUUACCUCAAAUACACCUAAUUUUUACACUUUUCAGAUGAUAUACAUGUCAUUUUAACCUUUACUCCUCACACAUUCGUUUUUAAAGGACAACUAUAGUGCCCUGAGGGUGCCCCCACCCUCAGGGUUCCACUCCCGUGGCGCUGAAGGGGAGGAAGGGGUUAAUCCCUUACGUUUUUCCAGCGCCGGGACUCUCCUUCCUCUUCUUCCGCCAUUGGCUGAAUGCGCAUGCGCGGCAAGCCAGUCUCAUAGGAAAGCAUUAGCAAUGCUUUCCUAUGGACGCUGGUGUCUUCUCACUGUGAAAAUUAUUAUUAUUAUUAUUAUUAUGAUAUUUAUAGAGCGCCGUCAAAUUCCGCAGCGCUUUACAAUGGGUGGACGAACAUGUAGUUGUAACUAGACAAGUUGAACACACAGGAACAGAGUGGUUGAGGACCCUGCUCAAUGAGCUUACAUGCUAGAGGGACUGGGGUAAAGUGACACAAAAGGUAAGGGUAGUAUUAGACUAGUGACAGUUGCAGAAGAGGAAUCAGUCAGGAGCUAUUAACAAUUUUUUUUGGAGACUGGGUGAGCAUCUAACGGAGGAGGGAAGCGAGUUCCACAGGAACGGUGCAGCCCUCGAGAAAUCUUGAAGGCGAGCAUCAGAGGUUGGAGUACGGACAGAAGAUAGACGUAAGUCUUCAGCAGAUCGUAAGGGCCUAGACGGGACAUACUUGUGUAUAAGGGAGGAUAGAUAGGUGGGAGCAGCAUUAUGUAGAGAUUUGAAAGCAAGAACCAGAAUUUUAAAUUGAACUCUAUAUUUUAUAGGAAGCCAAUGUGGGGACUGACAGAAGGGUGAGGCGUGGGAGGUGCGGGCGGACAGGAAGAUGAGCCUCGCCGCCGCAUUCAUUAUGGACUGUAACGGCGCAUGUUGGGUGCACGUAAGACCACCGAGAAGCGGAUUACAGUAGUCAAGGCGAGAGAGGACAGUGGAAUGGACCAACACCUUAGUCGCAUCUGGCGUUAAGUAGGGGCGGAUGUGCGCAAUGUUUUUGAGAUGGAAAUUACAGGAUUUGGCGAUAGAUUGAACAUGAGGCUUGAAGGAGAGGUCGGAGUCAAAGAGAACACAUAGGCAGCGAGCCUGCGUGGUGGAGCUGAUGGUAGCACCAUGAGAAAAUCACAGUGAGAAGCGCCUCUAGUGGCUGUCAAUGAGACAGCCACUAGAGGCUGGAUUAACCCAUAGGUAAACAUUCUCUGAAACUGCUAUGUUUACUGCAAAAAGGGUUAAACCUAGCUGGACCUGGCACCCAGACCACUUCAUUAAGCUGAAGUGGUCUGGGUGCCUAUAGUGGUCCUUUAAUUCAAUUCUAUGUAUCCUGUAUGGUAAUUAUUUACUAUAAUGUGACUGAUGUCUCAUGACCCCAAAUUUUUAAUUUUACUCUGCUAUAAAAGCAGAUAAUGUCCAGGUUUCUAUAACACACUUUGAAAAAGCCCAUGCAAUAAGGCAAAAUGCGUUGGUGUGAUUUAUUUUAUUUCUUGUUUUUAGGCUUGAGGCCUAAGCCAUAAAGCAGUCACUCUAUGCAUUACAUUUUUGUUACUGUUCCGAAUUGGCAGGGUGGACUGGAAUGUAUGAUAGUGAAGCCUUAGAUCUCUGGGUUCUGGACGAUAAUAGUGGUUAUCACCCCAUGGUUGGAUGUAAACUACAUUUGGAUAUAUACCAAAAACCUGCGUGCGUCCUCAGGCCAUCUCAUGCUGUACCACGUAGUGUCAUUUUGGGCCUGCAGAGAGAAUGGUAAACUCCAUUUACAGUGGAUGCCUUUUUGUAGCGCAGUGCUCCUUUUUUGCUAGGCCUCUGAUUCUUAUGUUACACCUCCUACUUCUAUUGUCAAUGUCCGAAGCCUUAGAUCUCUGGGUUCUGGCCGGUAAUAGUGGUUAUCAUCCCAUGGUUGGAUGUAAAAUACAGUUGGAUAUAUACCAAAAACCUGCGUGCGUCCUCAGGCCAUCUCAUGCUGUACCACGUAGUGUCAUUUUGAAACAAUUUUGACCCAUUUAACCUGGUCCUACAUAAUACAGUCCUGGAGGACUUUGUAAUUGAAAGGGCACACAGGGCAUUGAGGUCUCCAGAGUUCCAAGAGCAAGUGGCCCUGCUUCGCAACAGCCGUAUCUACUUGUUGUUGCCUGUGGUCAUACCUCUCGUGGUCUCUUCUAGGCCUGUGAUUCUGGCGUCAAGCCAUGUAAUAUCCAUUCGGAUCUCCGCCACCUAAUGGUGUCUUUAAGUUCCUGGAGCAUCUACUGAAAGUAGAAGAAAACAAAUAAAACAAAAUCCAUACAGAUGAAACAGGAUUUCACCUGCUUUAUAUGGCAGACACCUUGGGAGUUGGCAGAAACUGGUCAAGCGUGUGGGAUGGAGGCGAGCUCAUCUAGGAGAUGUGUAGGGAGCUCAUCUUUUGGUUUCAAAUCAUCUUUAUUGGAGUGAUUUAGGUGCGUAAGCUGCUUAAUGCCGGGUGGGGAUGUGGAGCUCACUUACAGCAUGUAUUGCUCAGCUGCCAUCCAGAUCACGCCCCCCUAAUUCCCAAUGCUGUAUUAUUACUUUAACUAUUUUCAUAAUUGGCCCCUCCCCUUCUCACCUCCCCCAAUAAUAAGGAAAAAAUAUAUUUACUCUCCUGGUGCAGGUCUCACUGCGACCACCCAAUUUUGAUAAUCAGUCCUGAUGAUCUCAGCCAAUCUCGUGCUUCCCUAUAGGAAAGCAUUGGGAGGCUAUUGCACAUGUGUGGCAAAUCAGCAUCUCCUUAUAGAGAUGCACUGAUCAAUGCAUCUCUGUGUGUAGUGUUCAGCGUCUCCAUGCAGAGUGGAGACACUGACUGUUGGUCCUGUAGUGUUUGCAGGGCUCUACCAGGAAGCCCCUCUAUACUAGAGUUGGUGUUGGACAGCAGUGUAAACACUUUUUAAGUUAAUUAUUUUUCUCAGGAAAGGCAGUGUUUACACUACUGGGGCUGCAGAACCAAACUGUGUGGCCUGAAACCACUACAUUAAGCUAUAGUGGUAGGAUAACAACUUGCCUUUAAUCCUUUGAGGUUUAGCUUGUAUUUGGCUUGUUUAAAUGUCAAAUAUAUUUAUAAUUUUCACAAUUGUUAUUUUUUUUAUACAAAUAACAUUUAGCUUCCAUGUGUUUACUUUUAGAUUGUGCGUGUGAUUACCAGCUGCCCAGACAAUGGUAGACAUUGGAAAGUGGCCAAUAUUUGCUCUUUGCCCGCAAGAGGACCUGAAGUUUAUCCAGCAAGCUUGUGUGUUUGGUGCUGGAAAUGAGGUUUUAUACGUAACGAAGAAUGAUGAGGUAAAAACAUUUGUGAAAUUAACAGAUGCUAUGCACUUUGCACUUUCUUCUACUCUAUGAACAAACUGCAGCUUUGUAAGGACCUACUGGUUCAAGAUUACACUAAAGAAUUGAAUGAAGCAACUUAUCUACAUACAGUAUGUUGGGACACAGCCUAUGUAUAGUUUUGCAGAAUAUACACAGAAACUUUAGCAUGUAUUUAAUAUUCUCUAAAAUAUGUAUGUGUCUUUGUUUUAAAGCAGGGGUGACCAAAGAAAAGUUCCCAGCUCCCUCAAGGGUUUAGUCAAACAUUGUUUUUGGAGGUAGUAACUCUUGCUGGAAUGGUCUCCCCUGUAACAUCACUCUCCCUCCCUGCAGGUGUAAGGGUCUCCAAUCUCCUGGAGAGCAAGGGUGCCAUGGGUGAGGUGCGCCAUUGGUCAUUGUUCCAAUAUGCUAUGUACUAUGUUUGCUGAUGACAGAAAAACAUUUUAUGCACAAAAUUAACAUUAGCAGCCUGCAACAUUUCGUAUUCAACACUACACACAGACUCUAAGCAAUGAAAAAAAAAAAAUAUACCCUUUUCUUAAACGUUUACUCAAGCAUUUCGUUACGGAAUGGUGAACACAAAGAGUUUACCCCAUCUUCUGCCAGUGAUGUAGUGCCACGUUCAGCAGUGUCAUUGUAGUGUCAAUAGCUAGCCUGGGUUGGCUAAUGUCCGUUUUGUCCAUGCUGGACAUCUAUCUGGACAUCCAAUGAUGGCAACAGCAGGUGCCCAAUGGCAGUAUUUCAAAUUGGGAAUAGUUCCAGAAAAAAAAAGAAGAAUAAAUUCGAGUUAAAAGGAACAUUCAAAGCACUAUAACCACUACAGAGUGUCCUGUCACGGCUCCCCAAUGUAAGUAGUCAAAUCAAUCUGUAACUUUUUACCUUCUUACGUGGGACAUUCCGGGAGCCACUCCCCGCCUUUCGGUUAUCCUCCAAGAGUACCUUCUACUAAGAGCUUUAGUUGGCUCUCUUAAGUUAAAACCUGCAGUGCAGCACUAGUUCGCUGGCUGGGAGCAUCAGCUGAUAUUUAGCAGCCAAUGAGCUAAACCCUAAUCUACCUGCUGAGAGCUUGCAGCUGAGAGAAGGAAGGCAGCGGUGCACAGUGGACCCCACAGAAAAGUCAAAACAUUACUAAACGGUUUGAUUACUUACAUAGGAGCACCAGGGCACUGCUGGCAACUUAAACCAUUAAACUAUUAAAUCACUGGGAAAUUGAAAGCCAACAAAAAAAAUUGUAUAAAGUUUAAAGUGAACAUUUCAUGACAGCAUUUUUUCUCUCUUAUUUUUCAUUGCUUUCACAGCAGGAAAAUAAAAUAUUGAUAUUUAAUGUGAACAUCAAUAAAGAAGUUAAACAAUAAUAAAUUACUAUUGGAGUUGGAAGACUAUUCAGGGGAGCUCCAUAAAUGCUAUAUCAGGGGUCCUCAAACUCCAGCCCCCCAGAUGUUGCUGAACUACAUCUCCUAUGAUUCUCUGGCUAUCUAUGUAAUUGAAAGAAUCAUGGGAGUUGUAGUUCAGCAACAUCUGGGGGGCCGGAGUUUGAAGACCCCUGUGUUAUAUCAUAGUAGAUAUGCCUUUUGAAAAUGAGUGUCUUGAGAGAUUUGGGGAGAACAUUAUUCCUUCACGUACAUACUGCAAACAGGGCUGCCACAAGCGAUCCACCACCAGAAAUUUUGAGAAACACAGCAUGUUUACGGAGCUGUUUGUCCACAUGUCAAACUUAACUCUCUGAGCUCUUAUUUUAAAUGUAGGACUAUCUAACAACAUGCGGGAGAGUUGGCAAGUUGGAUUAAAAAGAAAUCUUUCAGUCCCUGUAUGUGUGCUUAAGAAGCCAUGUUUGUUGCAGAAUAUCUUGAUAAUUAAAGUGUACAUCUCUGCUUGUGUUGAUAUCUAGCACGUUUCAAAGUUUUGAUGGAUUUCCUGUGCUGCUAAAUCUAUUUUAAACUAAAACUGCAAGUAAAUGGAUGUAUCUUUCAUUACCAGAGAAUCAUGGCAGAUUUGGCUUCUGUGUCUCUGGUUCUAAGUAAUACUGAAUACUAAUAAUAUGCACUUGGAUCUUUAUGCAUUAAUUACAUUCCAAUAUAACACUUAUCGUUCAAUAAAUUGGACUUAACAAACAUACUUCUUGUUCACUUGCACCCCCUGCUGGCUUUUUUCAGCAAUUCGGAGUUAUAAAACUUUUGGUACAUAUUUCCAACUUGGAGAAAUUGAAAACUGCUGUAAAAAAGUGCAGUUUGUCUUCUACCAAUUAUAUAUAAUUAUAUAAAUAUUGGUAGAAGACAAAGUGCACUUAUUUACAGCAGUUUUCAAUUUCUCCAACUGGAAAUGUAUACCAAACAUUUUACGAAUAAAUAUAUAUUGUACCAAAUUAAAAUCUUGGUGGCAAAAUAAAUGCAAAACGUGUUACUAUAGUUUAGUUGGAGAAUUUGUUAUAAUCCAGUAUUUUUGCCGAAAUUUUGUCAUUUGGAUUUCAAUUUGGUGCAGUCUGAAGUUUAGUGAAUAAGCAAUCCUUUAUAAAGUAGAUUGAUCACACAUUGGUUUUUAAUGAGGAUUCAUGAUUGAAAAAGUGUUCUUAAAAAUAUUCACCCCAUAUUAGUAGCUACCCUUAAUAUGAUUUAGCCACUAUUUCUUUUCUUAGUACUAUUUGAGAAUGCCUUUCAAUUGUCCAACUCUAAAUUCCUUCCUUGAAAUCAAUCAGACAGUUCUCAUUUUCACAUGAAAAGUAGUUUCCUCUUGUACUUGGACAAGGUUAUUUCAUUAGGGGACUUUGAUUUUGUGUUUGUGGGCAUACAUGAAAAUACAGUGCUCACCUGGUAGCAUAGGUCCCAAGAAUAUGUCAGCGCAUUCCUGCACUUUCAUAUACUACUUCUACAUGGAAACAUGUAUCAUAUUGGCUUAUAUUUGUUUAUUUGGUUAUAGCUACGUCAUGUACAGUGAGAUUGUUUUUCUUUUGAAUAGUAUAUAUAGAUAAUAUGCUUUCAAUUCAGAAGCUUUCAGUGGUUACUAAUGGUGCUUCUCUAUAGUGCUGCUUGAUUAUGUUAAAGGAUCACUAUAUGGUCAGGAACACAAACAUGUAUUCCUGACCCUAUAGUGUUAAAACCACCAUCUAGCACCCCUGGACCCCUCUUGCCUCCAUAAAUAUAGCAAAAUCGUACUGUAUUCAAGCCUGAAGCUGUAACUCUGCAUGCUGUUAGACUCAGAAAAACAAGCAGUCUGCUGACAUCAUCAGAAGUGGUGGCCUGGUCCAAUCACAAUGCUUCUCCAUAGGAUUGGCUGAGACUGACAAAGAGGCAGACCAGGGGCAGAGCCAGCAUGAUUCAAACACAGCCCUGGCCAAUCAGCAUCUCCUCGUAGAGAUGAAUUGAAUCAAUGAAUCUCUAUGAGGAAAGCUCAGUGUCUGCAUGCAGAGGAUGGAGACACUGAAUGUUUGGAUGCAUUUUAGGCAGCCAUGACCCAGGAAGGAUCUCUAACAGCCAUUUGAGGAGUGGCCAGUGAAGCUAUCACUAGGCUGUAAUGUAAACACUGCAUUUUCUCUGAAAAGACCGUGUUUACAGCAAAAAGCCUGAAGGUAAUGAUUCUAUUCACCAGAACAAAUUCAAUAAGCUGUAGUUGUUUUGGUGACUAUAGUGUCCCUUUAAGAUAUACAGUUAAAUAAUUAGUAAGUAUACACUGUACCUUUUUAAAACUGUCCUUUUCACAUUAUGAUAUUUUAGAUGUGAGUGCUAUUCUCAACAUGUCUCAUGCUACAAAAAUACAGAGAGAAUCGCCAAAUUGACAAGUAAGGGGCCACACCAUGAUACUCAGAGGACUCUCUGUUGGUGUCAGACUACAGUGGGUUGUAGGAGUUAUGAUACUUGCUUUAGAGUGCCCCUUUAUUAUAUCUAGUUUAACUUGAUAUAGUUCCUUGGUAACUUGAUCCAAGAGAUCAUAAUUCAUUGAGAAAUGAAUUUCCAUCUUUGCAGAAGAAAGAAAGACCAAAAAAUUUAAAAUCUUAUUUUACUGUUUCUAAACAUGUAUUAUCUGUCUAAAAACUGCCUAUUUCUUUCCAAAAUGCUUUACAAACCUCACAGAGAAAGUGUGAAAUAAGAGGAAAUGGUCCCAAAGCACCUAAUCCAAAUGUAUUUGCAUUUUUGCCAAUUACUCUUCCAGCUUUCUUAAGCUUUUACUUCUUGAAUUUCAGUUUGACUUCUUCUAAUCUGUUUUUAAUAUACUCUAACCUUUUUUAUUUAUUUAUUUUUUUUCUAAAUCUCAAAAAAAAGCAAAUUGUAUUUUGUAGUUUGGAGGAAAUAGGGAUUGAACACAGUACCUGAAUUCCACAUUAACAAACACAUGGUAUCUGUGUUCUUCCCAGCCUUAUUUUAAGAAAUUGUGUUUAACGAGCCAAGAUGCAUCGUGUUUAUCUUUAAUAAAACUUUCUUUCUUGCAUAAAUAACGACAGUAAUAAAAGUCCUAUGAAUGCCCUCUUAUUUGGAUAUUCUCUAUUUUCUUUCUAUCUCAACAGCUGGAUCAUGUUUUCAAACCCCCUACAAUUAUGUCCUCUGUAUGUUAUACACUGUAAUGCACAAUUUGUCAGCCACCAUGCAGUGUAGAUUCCCUAAAGAAACUAUAAUGUUUUUUUUUUUCAUUUCCUAUUUAAAUCACAGAUUUGAGUUACUUACGGUUUUAAUAAAUGAUUUGCAGGUUUUUGUUAUCGGGACCAACAGCAGUGGAUGCUUAGGGAUCGGGGAUGCUCAAAGUACUAUUGAACCAAGACGACUUGAUGCUCUUUGUGGGAAGAAAAUAGUCAGUCUGAGCUGUGGAAGUGGUCCGCAUGUUGUGGCUGUUACGUCUGGUAGGUGUGUAAUAAAAAAAAAAGAGCUAAAUCAGAAUGUUUCUGUAUUUUGAAUCAAGUGGGUACUUUUUAAAGGAACACUUUAGCAUUAGGAAUACAGGGACUAGGGCCCCGUUCCGCGGUGAACAAAUGGUUAAUUAACCAUUUAUUUGCUUACCUUAAUCCAGCGCCGGGCUGCCUCGGCGCUGGUGACCUAUCCUCAUCCAUUGAUGCCAGCUUCCGAGUUGAGCCGAAUGUGCAUGUACAGCCAGAGGCGCUCACGCAUUCAAACCUGAGAAAUGCUUUCCUAUGGGGAUCUUUUUUGAGCUGAAGUGGUCUGGGUGCCUACAGUGGUCCUUUAAGUCUACUAUGCAACCAUUAGGAUAAUCUUUUUUGUUUUAAAGCUAGCCCAGGAAUUGAUUAGGAAUCCCUGCGCUAUCAUACCCAAAACCAUGACUGAUUCAGGCCGUUUGGGCUUACUUUGUAUACUACCAUUUGAAGUUGACAUUUUUUACAGUUGAGAUGAUACAUUUUUGAAUUUCAUUCAGUCAACUGGGAUGAUUUCAUAAACAAAUUGCACUGCACAAUGGUUUAAAAACAGCAAUUUGUUUAAUGAGUAAACCACUUAACCUUGAAUUGCUUUUAAAUUCCCUUUGCCCAAUUUGCACUGCCGCUGCAGCCAUUGUUAAAUGACCCCUGUAGGUGUUUUCUAUGCCUGAACACUGCUUAAAGGGAUACUAUAGUCAUGAAAAAACUUAAGCUUAAUUAAGCAGUUGUGGUGUAUAGAUCAUGCCUCUGAAGUCUCACUGCUCAAUUCUCUGCCAUUCCGGAGUUAAAUCGUUUUUUGUUUCUGUUUAUGCAGCCCUGGCCACACCUCGCCUGGCUGUGAGUCACACAGCCUGCAUGUAAAAAAUGAUUUCACUUUCAAUCAAAGAGUAAGUUACUUUAAAAGUUUUUAUCUCCUGCUCUGUAAAUUGAACUUUAAUCACACACAGGAGGCUCCUGCAGGGUCUUGCAAGCUAUUAAAGGAACACUAUAGGGUCAGGAACACAAACGUAUUCCUGACCCUAUAGUGUUAAAUCCAUUAUAUAGUUGGCUCCCCCUCCCUAAGGGAAUUAAAACCUACCUUUUUUCCAGCGCCACAUGCUUGUGCUGGCCCCGCCCUGAUCCGCCUCCUUGGUGACAUAAUCAGAUUUGCCAUCUACACACCAAAGCUGCUUCAUUUGUGUAUGUAUGUAUGUGUUUAUGUAUUAAAAUCUGCUUUUUAUAUUAAGUAUAAAUUACAUACUUUUGGUAUCUCUUCAGACUUUAUCUAUGGUAUUAUUUGAAUAACUAUAGUUGUGUGUGAAAAUCUCCAAGUAAACACUGAUAUGAAUAAACAUAAUUUAUGAACCUGCAUAUUCUCAACUUUAUAUGUGAUGUGAAUCAUGCUUAAAUAUUUUUCAGUCUUGGCAUCUCAUGAAUUUGACAACUGUUAUUAAACAGAACACUACCAGAUGUUGUGUAUGCUGUAUUGUAUAAACUACAGAUAAGGAUUAGUAGGAAAACACCAUAGAAACCCACGUAUGGGGAAAAAACCCUUCUAAGAAUCCACUAAUAUAUUUAUAUACAGAGAUUUUCAAUAAAUCUGAUACAGUAAUGUUUAUCUUGUUCGUUCCUUAGUUGGGGCAUAACCAUCAUAAUCAUGAGAUGCAACAUUUGUUUUUCUGCAGAGGGCGACAUAUUCAGUUGGGGCCAUAAUGCCUAUAGCCAGUUGGGCAACGGAUCUACCAACCAAGCACUGACUCCUUCUCAAGUUUCCACUAACUUAAUAAGCAAAAAAGUUGUUAGUGUGGCUUGUGGCUCACAUCAUUCAAUGGUAGCAACAUCUGAUGGAGAGGUAAUCACAUUCGUGUUCUACAUUGUUCCAUUGUUAUCAGGACAUUAUUUGUUUACUGUGUGAGUGUUGAUACUGUAUGUAAUUGUGUAUAAGGAUCAUCAUGUGUACUUGCUUCCUGUAUCUCUUCAUACUUUGUAUAUGUAUUUUUGUUUUGACCCACCUAGGCAUGCUAUUUUUUGCAGAUCAAUGCUGUGUAAACCUUUUUCUGAUCAUAAACCAGUGUCCUCCCUAGAAGCCUUAUUAGAAGUCUUGAUAUACACAGCCUCUAACUCCAUCUCCUCCAUGAUCAGCAAAACUAUGAAAAUGGAAUGGUUUGACCCAGCACCAACCACCAGUACACUCGUAUGUGUCACAUGGCCAUACAUGGGGCUUGCAGGGGGCAGUGAUGGAUGUGAUUAUGUAUAAGGAUCAUCAUGCAUCCAUGCUCCCCAGAUCUCCUAUUCUUUCUAUGUACCGUAUAUUUCUUUUUUAUGAGCUUGAUUGCACCUAGUCAUAUUAUUUGGUAGAUCAAGGCAGUAAAUAUUGUAUAAUUUGUGCAUAUGAGUCAUUCCCACCCUUUUGUCUCCUUCUUUAGAAACCUACCAAAUAUAGUGAGUUUCUCACUGACCUGCUAAAGUUUGGGUUAGGCCAACACUCGCAAGCCAAUCUGUGUUGUCUAGGUUGACCAAAAUAGAAAUUGAUAUUGUAAAAAAGUAAUUUAGGCAUUUUCAAUGGCAGCAGAUCUUAGAUGCUGGGUAAACACCAUCAGGGUUAUUCACCAAAGUAAAUUCUUAGUGAAUUUCAUAUUUAAGACCAAAAUGGAACACUACAACAACUUCAUCUGAAUUAAGGUGUGGGGAGGUCCCAAGCCACUUGGUUUAAUAUCAGACUAUUUAAGAAUGGGUUAAUAGAAAUGUUCAGGGUUAUGUAACAAAGUGAGAAUUUAAAGUGAAUUCAAUGUGAAUUUUAAAUUUAAGGACAAAUUGGCUAAGAUGGAAGCAUAACUGACUAAGAAACACUCCAGACACUAUAGCCGCUUCGAUGGAGUAAAUUUUUUGUGACAAGAGGAAGUCCCGGAUGCUGGUUUACCUUCAGUGUUUAAACUGUUAACCAAUGGUUUAACUCCAAACUCUUCAAUCUGAUGCACGUCAGCUCUGCUCCUCCAUUUCCGCUUGAGACAAGGCACCUCAGACUGGAUGCUUGUGAUAGACUGAAUGUGUUAGCUAUCAAUUGCUCCCCAUUUACAAAACGAUGUGAAACUAAAUAUAUGUAUCUGUGAAAGGGGAGCUACUGAUUGGCUGAGAGCAUCAGCUGACACGUUGAGCCUAUUAGCAGCACUGAGUCCAGUGUUUCCUGAUUGAAGCCUCAAACUCUAAGUGGAGGUGCAGAGCUAACAGGUGUGAGCUUAAAGACUUUGGGGUUAAAGCACUCUUAACACAGAAAUAACCGUGGUGCCCAGAAUGUACCUGUUUAGCUACUUUGGCCUUAAAUUUUAAUUGACUUUGAAUUCUCACAAUUCUGCAAGUUUAUAUCAAACAUUCUUAAAUUGCUUGAUAUUAAAUCAAGUGGCGGCCCAUCGACACAAUAGUAUCAAUCCACCACAGUGAGCUCAGAGACAUAGAAACAUAGAAUGUGACGGCAGAUAAGAACCAUUCGGCACAUCUAGUCUGCCCAAUUAUCUAAAUACUUUCAUUAGUCCCUAGCCUUAUCUUAUAGCUAGGAUAACAUUAUGCCUAUCCCACACAUGCUUAAACAUUUUAUAAUCUAUAUGUAUUUAUAUUUAGUUGCUUUAGAAGUUUUUAGAUUCUUACUUAUUUGUGGUUCAUCUUCCCAGCACUGCUAUCUCAUAGGUGUCUGGGUGUUAAUUGUAUCAACCCCCCACUGAUUCUGCCUUCUUCACUCCCUCUCUCAUUAAUGUGAUUGGCCUUGCUUGGAAACUUUGUCAAUAGUUUUCAGUAUACAAGCAAAACACCUUCUUCUGUUCUGCUGGAUCAGAAGGGUUGGCAAAUAUUUAGGUAUCACAAGUGAUACGUCUUUAUUUAUAGGGUAAAUUAGGGAACAGCCUUGUCCAUCUACCAAUUCCUAUUCUCAUUAUUAUUUUUUGUAAUGAUUACUCACUCUGCCUCCUUGUGGUGGCCUUUCAGAAUACUAGUAAGGGAGACAGAUUAUCGUUUGAACAUUUUACUUGAACUGACAUAGACAACAGGCGUCAUUUGAUAAUACAACACAUUAUUACAUUACUGAAAAGCACUUUUAAAAAUUUAUUUUACACAAAAACUUUUGUUAGUACUUAAACUGAUAAAUUUUUUCAUAUUAUUUAAGUAUUUUGUUGGAAAUACUCUGAUUAAUAAUUGCCUAAAUAAAUAGGAUUUAAAUAUUGCAAAAUUGUGUUCUCAUCUUUUCCUUUCCUUUUUAAACAUCCAUUUGGUCUAGCCAGUUUGAGCUAUAUGCCACUUGGGCAAUAAGAAUCUGUUUUUCUUUUUUGGUAAUCUCUCAAUGCUCUAUUAUGGCAUUCUAUAAAAUAGUAUAUACAAAGGAUAUAUUUAUGAUACCAGUAUCCCAUGAAUCAACCCUCUAUACUUGUGUGUAACAAGUUAUAAAGCAAUGUUAGAAACACUGGGAUACCUGUAGACCAAGCAUGUCAAACUCAAAGGCUAACACGGGCCAAAUAAACCAGGUUUAAGAUUAUGUGGGCCGCAAAAAAACUAAAACUUCAGUUUUAUAGACACUUAGGUUUAUUUUGAAAAGUACAGUAUAAAAAAAGUUGCCUAACUGACACUGGACAUCCUCAUGCUUGUAGGGCUUCAAAGUAAACAAAAGAGCAAAUUUAUUUUAAGGAGACGUACAUUAGCAUAUAACUAAUGUUUCAGUCCAACUACCUUGACAUAUUAAGAAACGUUUGGUAAUGGGACUGAAGUGGUAAAAGUAUGCUGUUGCCCAGCUAUAAAAAACAAAUUACGUUAUCUUGUUGAUUUUGAAGUCCUAUGAGUGUGUUCAUCAAGUUUGAUGAUCUCAGACAAAGUUUUCCCAGAGGAAAGUAUUGGGAGGCUAUUGUGCAUAUGUGGCAAAAAGCUGCGCGGCCAGUCAGCAUUUCAAUGGGGAUUGUUUAGCACCUCCAUGCAGACCCAAUCUAAUACACUGCCAUUCUAAUACACUGCCCACAAAUCCAAUACACUGCCCCAUUCACCCAAUCAAAUUCACUGCCCCUUAAUCUAAUACACUUCCUCUACUCUAAUUAAAUAUACAUUGCCGCACUCCCACCACUCUAAUUUAAUACACUGCCCCCCUCUCCCCAAUUUAAUACACCGGCCCACUCCCUCCUCCAAAUUAAUACAGUGCCCCCUCCUCCAAAUUAAUACAGUGCCCCUUCCUCCCACAAAUUAAUACACUGCCCACUCCCUCCUCCAAUAUAAUACAUUGCCCACUCCCUCCUUCAGUUUAAUACACUGCCCCAUCCCUCCCCCAAUUUAAUACACUGGCCACCUCCGUCCUUCAAAUAAAUACACUGGCCCCCUCCUUCCCCCAAAUUAAUACAGUGCCCCCUCCCUCUCUCAAAUGAAUACACUGCCCACUCCCUCCACAAUUUAAUACGGUCACCCUCCCCCAAAUUAAUACAGUGCCCCCAACCUUCCUUCAAAUUAAUACAUUGCCCACUCCCUAACCCAAUUUAAAGGACCACUAUAGUGCCCUGAGGGUUCCCCCACCCUCAGGGUCCCACUCCCGUGGCGCUGAGGGGGGAGGAAGGGGUUAAACUUACCUCUUUCUCCAGCGCCAGGCGGGGAACUCUCCUCCUCCUCCUCUCCGCCUCCUCUCCUCCUCUUCGGCUGAAUGCGCAUGCGCGGCAGGAGCUGCGCGCACAUUCAGCUAGUCCAUAGGAAAGCAUUCACAAUACUUUCCUAUGGACGCUGGCGUCUUCUCACUGUGAUUUUCACAGUGAGAAGCAUGCAAGCGCCUCUAGCGGCUGUCAAGAGACAGCCACUAGAGGCUGGAUUAACCCUAUUAUAAACAUAGCAGUUUCUCUGAAACUGCUAUGUUUAUUUUAAAAAAAAAAAAGGGUUAACCCUAGCUGGACCUGGCACCCAGACCACUUCAUUAAGCUGAAGUGGUCUGGGUGCCUAUAGUGGUCCUUUAAUACACUGGCCCCCUCCCCCCUCGAUCAAAUUAAUACACUGCCCCCCCCCCACCAAGUUAACACACUUAAGGUCCCCCAAGCCCCUCUUCAUCUACCUUAAGAUGAGCUGCCCGUCCUCCAGUUCCAGCUCUGCUCUUCUCUGCUCAAGCAGGCUAGACGCUCCUCUGACACCGCUAGCUGGAGGGAAGGGGGAAUGGCUGGCCUACUCUGCAGACAGACAGACACUCUGCACUCUUGUGGCCGUGGGAGGGAAGAUGAGAAUCAGAGAGGAAAUAUCUUUCCUGUUUUGCGGCUGGUUGCAAUCACAGCACAAAGCGGACCCAGGGCAGGUGUGCCGCAAAUAUAUUCAUUGUGGGCUGCAAGUUUGACAUGCUUGCUUUAGACUAUUGUGCAAAUUGACAAAGUUCAGGCAUAGUUCUUCUUGAUUAGAAAGGCCUCUUGUAUGGCUUAUAUGGCACUUGUGGUAUUUUUCACAUGAAUAUUCUGAAUUAGUCUGUAACAAGUUAUUUGCAUAAUGGUAUCUAUAUGCCUAUUCUCUGUUAAAGGAACACUCCAUACACCAUAACCACUACAGCAUGUUGGUGCUGUCUCACAGUAAGGUGUCAAACCAUUUUACUAGUUAUCACAUGCAUAGGAGUCUGAAUUGGCCUGUUAUUUCUUGUUUCACAAAAGUUAUAAAGGAAGAUUAUUUUGUUGUCCUUGUAUAAUAAUUGUAAGGCAGAGCCCAGGCCCAGUAUUUCUUGAAACGGUAUUAAUUUUGUAGACAAAAUAUUUUUAUCAUAGUUUUCAUCAAAACCAUGGUUAUGACUAAAACAUUUUAAUGUCUUAAUUACAUUUUAGUCAAAAGAUUGACUAAAUCAAAAUUUGUUGUCAAAAUUAACAUUGAUUCUUUGAAGCAGCAGUGCAACUCUAUAACAUUAAUCAAAAGAAUAACUUUAUUUUUGUGUAAAACAGGGCUUGACAAAUCCCAGGUGCCAGGUUGCUAUGGCGGCUAGAAAUUUUGCUCUGGCGCCUGGGAUUUGCAGCCCUUUAGCUAAAGCGGCCGAUGGGAGAACAUUGGAGCCAGCCGGUUGCCGUGGGGAGAAUGGAGGCGGCCGGCUCAGGUAGCAUGUAGCCGACUGCCCUGGGACAAUGCGCAAGGGAGCAGUGACCUUCCUGCAGCUCCACUUUGCUCACUCGGCCUGUAUAGUGAUGGCGGGAGCCGGCUCAUGAUGUCAUUCUGGCCCCGUCAUCACUACAGGGAGCAGAGAGGAGCCGCAGGCAGAUUACUGCUCACAAGAGCAGACCCACUGGACCCCGGUGAAAGUCCACUCAGCUCUCCCAAAGGUAUGGAGGCUGGGUGGAUUCAAAUUAAAAUUGUCAAUCAUUGAGUGUGUGUAUGUCACGGUGUGUGUAUGUCAGUGUUUGUGUGAGAAAAUGUGUGUGUGCAUGUCAGUUUAUGUGUGUGUCAGUCUGUGUGUGUGUUUGUGCGCGUGUCUGUGUCAGAGAGUGUUUCGCUGUGGCUUGUACCGUCUCCAUGGCUGAGAUCAUCAAUCUUUAUGAUCUCCGCUAAACCAAAGGAAAGCAUUGGGAAGAGAAGAGCGCAUGUUCUCUAUGGGUAACAUUCAACACCUCCAUGCAGAGCGUGGAGACGCUGAACAAAGGUGCUGCAUCUAAGUAGUGGCAACUGGAGGUGUCCCUGAAAAGGCAAUGUUUACAUGAAAAUGGCCGAGGGUAUAAUUAUACUCACCAGAACUACUACAUUAAGCUGUAGUUGUUCUGGUGACUAUAGUGUCCUUUAACUCCCCCACUCCUUUCCCCGUCAUCGGCUGAAUGCGCAUGCCGCCAGUCUCAUAGGAAAGCAUUCUCAAUGCUUUUCCUAUGGACGCUGGUGUCUUCUCACUGUGAAAAUCACAGUGAGAAGCGCCUCUAGCAGCUGUCAAUGAGACAGCCACUACAGGCUGGAUUGAUCCUAAAGUAAACUUAGCAGUUUCUCUGAAACUGCUAUGUUUACAGCAGAAAGGGUUAAGCCUAGGUGGACCUGGAACCCAGACCACUUCAUUAAGCUGAAGUGGUCUUGGUGCCUAUAGUGGUCCUUUAAAAUAAAAAUGUCUCUGGUAUGGUAUAGUAAAAACUAUUGGAGCAAUGGAUUCAGUUGCAUUUAUGGUUUUCCCUGCUGUUUUCUGCAGUAUACUUUCUUUUUUUUUUUUUUAUUCUUUAUUUUUCCAUCUUGGCGGACAAAAUGAUACAACUUUAAUUUACAGGCUUUCGCAGAAGCCAUAGAGUACGUCAUGUACAUGUACUUCAUUUCAAAUAAGACAUCCUGUAACUAAGCCUUCUAUACAUUAUUGCUAUCAUCGUCUCUGUCCGUCAAGGAAUUUUUGUAUUUUUUUUUUUUAAUAAACAAAAGUAAACUCAAGAAAGCAAGUAGAUUUAACCUUCCAUUUCACACAUUGUUAGCAAUUGCUACAUUGAACUUAAUAUCUGCAUCUAUAAUGACCAAGUAUCAACGAUUGGGCUUACGCAGAAGCCAAAGUAUGGGUAACCUCUUAACAGUCACAUGAACUUCAAUCUUUACAGUAUGUGUUCGUAUUUAAAGGAUCCAUGGGGGUUAUCCUCUUUAAAGGAUUUUUAAUAGUGUAAUUCCCCAGUAUAGUUUAUCGGUUUGUCUAGGAUACUUAGGUGUGGGAGAGAGACGUCCCUGGCCCAGCGGUAAUUUGAGGUCUACCGUUGGGCUAUAUGAUGUUUUAUAUAUCGUGUAAGUCCUGUGUCGUUAUCAAUAUAGCUAUAUUGUUAUUAUCUAGUCCGUAGUUUGAUGUUUGUAGGUCUUUUGAUAUACGUAUAGGGUUAAUGAUCUGAGGUUUAUCUGGGGUACCUAGGGUUCCCCUUACGUUCGUUACGUUGACCUUGUCUGAGGAGGUUGGUAUGCAAAAUAAGUAGCGGAUAUGAAAUGGAUUUUCCCCGUAUAGGCGCGGGGAAAGAAAAGAGAAGAAUUAAGAAAAAAGAAAGAAGGGGAGACUGAGAAAGUGGUAUAAGGUAAGGGAGGAUUGUGUGGUGGCUGCAGUGACCUAGAGGUGGCUAGGGAGGUACGUGAAGAAGGCGGCGGGGGGGGGGGCAGCAGGUUCAUCCCGAUCUCACUAGGCCAGGUGUGUCGGUUGGAUCUCUGUGUAGGAGGGUUCUGCCACUGGUUUAGCUCUACUGCAAGGACCCCUUUACAUCUUUCGUUUGUUCCUAUCUGUCCUCUCUAGAACCUAUUACGCUGUUAUCCCAUGGUUCCCAGAGUUUUAGAAAUGUUUCUGUCGAUCCCUUUACUCUCGCUGUUAAGUCGUCCAUGAUCCUACAUUCGCGGAUCCUGGAUAUCACUAUCGGAAACUCGGGUGAGUCUGGUGAAAGCCAUCUCGUCGCUAUUGUUUUCCUUGCGCUCAGGGUUAUUUUAUGGACUAGUUUCUGUUCUCUCUUGGUCCAUCCGUCCACUGAUCUGUUUAGGAGGUAUACCCAUGGAUCUCUGGUCAGGGGUUUAUUAAAUGUUUGUUUCAGUAGGUUUUCUGUCUCUUUCCAGAAUCCAAGAAGUUUGGGGCAUUCCCACCACAUGUGAAGGUAUGUACCUCGGGCUCCACAUCCCCUCCAGCAAUCAUCGGUAUCCGUUUUAUGCAUUUUAUAAAGUUUUACUGGGGUUGUGUACCACCUAAACAUGGUCUUCCAUGUUUUUUCUUGUAGCGUAACGCAUAUGGAGGCGUUUUUAUUUGCUUCCCAAAUUUCUUGCCAUUCUAUGCCUUCUAGUUCUUCUCCUAGUUCUAUCUCCCAUUGGUCGGUGUAAGAUAGUCUCCCCCAUUCUUUGGUUUCUGUGCUAAGGUGGGCGUACAUUAGGGUUAUCAUGCCCUUGGGGGUCCUUUCGUGAAGGCAUAGUUUCUCAUAGAACGUCAUAAUUCCCUGAGCUGCAGCCUUUAUGUGUGGUUUCCUAGCGAAGUCUCGAAUUUGUAUAUAUCUAAAGAAAUCUGCGGGAGUCAGAUGGUUAUCUUGUUGGAGGUCCGUAAAUUGGAUUAAGUUCCCAUUAUGAUAUAAUUGAUGGAUCCGUUGUAGACCCGUUCUCUCCAAGUUUCGGAAAUCUUUAGGGGCCAUACCGGGUUGGAACUCUCUAUUUCUUAGAAUUGGAGUCAAUGGAGAGGGGGAGGUCGCUAGUCCGUACUUGGUUCUGUUUUUGUCCCAGAUUUGGAGCGAAUUAAGUAUGGACGGGCAAGUCACUCGUAUCAGGGGUCGAUAGUCUUUCGGGAUCCACAUAGUGAACUGGGGGAUGUCCCAUCCCACCAUCAUGGAUUCUAUUUCGACCCAUCUCCGCUCUUCCGGAGGGGAAUGCCACAUAGCUAUCUGUGUUAGUUGGGCUGCAAGAUAAUAGAAGUAUAGAUUUGGGAGGCCCAGUCCCCCUCUUUCUUUUCGUCUGUAGAGUAUCUGUUUUGAUAUCCUGUGCCUCUUGUUCUGCCAUAUGAAGUCAGCUAUCGACCGUUGAAGUGGGUUCAGUUGUGCUUUGGUGACAUGAAUUGGGAGAGCUUGGAAUAAGAAUAGAAUCCUCGGGAGGACGUUCAUUUUAAUAGAGUUAAUUCGUCCUAUCCAGGAGAUAGGUUUAUCAGACCACCUUUCUAAGUCUCUUAUCAACUUCCUAAUUAGGGGGUCAUAGUUCUCGGAGUAGAGGUGUGUCGGGUCAGUAGUUAGGUGUAUACCCAGGUAUUUCAUAGACUCUCUUUCCAUCCUGAUACGGUAGGUCAGUUGUAUGUGAUUUAUGUCUGUCUCAGUCAUGCCAAUCGGCAUAGCACUAGAUUUUUGCAUGUUGGCCUUAUAGCCAGACCAUUCCCCGUAGUCCUUGAUAACAUCUUGGAGGGCCGACACAGACGUCGAUGGGUUCGUGAUGGUCAAAAGAACGUCGUCUGCGUAUGCUGAGACUGUAAACUUUUUGUCCCCUACUCGAACUCCUUCAAUGUCUGGAUGUUGUCUAAUCGCUUGCAUCAAAGGCUCUAGCGCUAGUACAAACAGGAGUGGGGAGAGUGGGCACCCCUGCCUAGUGCCAUUGUAGAGUCGAAAAGGCGUCAUCGGGGCACCAGUGAUCUGUAUCUGUGCUCUCACCUCAUGAUACAUUGCUUUUGUAGUAGUUAUAAAUUCUUUCGGGAACCCUAGGUGGUUUAGUGCCGCAAAGAGGAAUUGCCAUCUCACCCUAUCAAAGGCCUUUUCUGCAUCUAUAGAAACCACUAGGGUAGGGAUUUUAGAUGUCACUUGUUUCCAGAUUAGGUCAAUAUUCCUUCUGGUAUUCUCAAACAGCUGUCUGCCCUGAAUAAAGCCUACUUGGUCGGCAUGGACGAGUGAGUUUAGUAGCGGAUUUAACCUGUCAGCUUGUAUUUUUGCUAUUAUUUUUAGAUCUUGAUUAAUCAAUGAUAUGGGUCUGUAGUUUCCUGGUUGGAGUGUGUCUUUGUCAGGUUUAGGUAUCAAUACUAUGGUAGCUAGGGUCAUGUCUGGAGGGAGGAGUCCCCCCUGUUUCAUGUAGUCAAAGAGUUUCAUUAGUUGGGGUGUAAGUUCUUCUUUGAAGGUUUUGUAGUAUGUACCUUCGAACCCAUCCGGGCCUGGAGCUUUGUUACCUUUCAAGGUAGAUAUGGCUCUAUGUACUUCUUCCUCUGUAAUUUCGGCUGACAAAUUGGCCACCGCGUCUCUCCCUAGUUUGGGCAGGCCGAGGUUAUUUAAGUAGCUGUUAAUAUGGUCUUCUUCACUUCCGUCAGGAGUGUGUGCGUCUGGUGUGUGGUUGUACAGUUUUUUGUAAAAGUCUUCAAAGACUUUGGCUAUCUCGUCUGGUCUUGAUUUCGUCGUUCCAUCCGGAUGUUUGAUGGCCGUGAUGUGGGAUCGUUCUUGUCUAGGUCGCAGUGUUCGGGCCAGAAGUGAGUCCGUCUUAUUGGAUUUCUCGUAAUAAGUCCGUUUCGUCCAGAUCAUGGAUUGAGCGGUAUCGUCCAGUAGGAGUGUGCGGAUGUCUCUCCGAACCGCUACCAGUUUCUUAUAGAUCUCAUUGUCGGGUGUUGCUUGAUGUUUCUGUUCAAGAUUUCUUAAUUGAUCCAACAGGGUCUCCAGUUGUUUAUGUUUCAUCUUCUUCUUCCUAGUGGCUAGUUUUAUAAGGGUCCCUCUUAUAACAGCUUUAUGGGCCGUCCAUAUUGACCCUGCGCUAACAUCCGGGGUAUUAUUUGUGGUGAAGUAUUCCACUAUUUCAGUCCGUAUCUGUUCUUUGAGUUCCGGGUCUCUCAGUAGGGAUGUGUUUAGUCUCCACGUCCACGGCGAGGCCAAACAUAAGUUUCCCAACGUAAUGGACACGUCCGCAUGGUCAGACCAUGAUAUAUUGCCAAUCGCAGAACCUGUAAUCCUGGGCAUGCCUGUCGCGUUAGUUAGGAAUAAGUCUAUCCUGGAGUAUGUGCCAUGAGGUGUUGAGUAGAAGGAGUAGUCCCUGUCUCCUGGGUGGUGCGCUCGCCAUACAUCUGUUAAGCCCACGUCUAGUAUAAAUUUUUUGAGCAGUCGGUCUUGUCCCCCCCUGCCAUGGGAUCUCGGUGUUCCGUCUUUAGUGCUCCUGUCCGCUGCCGGACAUGGGGUGGCGUUGAAGUCUCCUCCCAUAUAGACCAUGCCAUGUGGAAGUAAGGAGAUUUUCUCUCGGAGGGUGGUCCAGAACGAGGGGUCUGGUUGGUUAGGGGCAUACACGUUGACCAGGUGUAUGGUAUGUGAGUACAAGAUGCCCGAUACUAUAAUGUAUCGGCCGUCUGGGUCUGUUUCAUGGGUCGUCUUGCGAAACGGGCAGCUGUUUCUGAUCAGAAUAGCUACUCCGUUGCGUUUGCAUUGUGAUCUUGCUUCACAUGAUCCUCGAAAGAUGUGGUCUUUUAGGUUUACAUUGGCUUGUUUCGAUAGGUGGGUUUCCUGGAUGUAGGCAAUAUCCGUCUUCAGUCUCUUUAGUUCCUUAAACAUAAGGCGGCGUUUCUUAGGAGCAUUAAUUCCUUUAACAUUCAAUGACGUGAUUUUAAUCAUCGCGACGUGUUUGGUUAGGUCUUUUAUAGCCGUUCGGGGACCCGGGUCCUUCCACGUCUGGCUCAGUGUCAUGUCUUGCGCCUCCCCGGGCACCCCUCCGCCUCCACCGCUCCUCCAGGUCGCACCACACAUAAAUAGGAAAGAAAAGAGAGGAUAGUAAAGAAGAAGAAGAAGAAAGACAUCCGAAUCGAGUCAGAUGUAUAGAUGUAGAAACUCUGGUCUUACUCUUUGCCAGGGUUUUUCUGGGAGCAUGUUCCUUCAUCCCGUCCACGGUCAACGUAAGAAGGGAUUAGGGAUAUGUGGGUUCCGUCACGCGUGUGCCUACACAAUUUAAGUUGACCUCUUAUUUCUCUUAUCUGAGGUAGUAUAUGACUAGGGAUUUGUCCUAUCGGGACCCCUCUAUCAGUCUUUCCUGGUUAUUGAUGUGUGGGUGUUUGGGGGGCGCGAUCAGCAGGGUUCUUUCCGUCCCUGAUCCCCCUCCCCCCGCCCCGUAUCCCCUCCCUCUCAAGGCGGGACUCUCCAGUUCCUACGCUUUCUCUCAGGCGUUCAGUCCAUGAGGUCGCGUUGUAAUUGUCCGGUGUUUCUUCCCAAGGUGUUUAUCCGACCACCCCCCUUUUUUCUUCCAAGUGGUUAGGUGUGAGGAUAUAUACAUACAGGAAGUGCUACCCUGACCGUUACAAUCCUAUGCGUCUAUUGUGUGAUGUUGGUGUUCGUGGGAUCACGGGUUGGUAGUGUCAGUAUGGUCAUGCAUGUGAGGGUAUAACCGAUUUGUCCUGGUUCCUAUCGGGGGUACUUCCCAUGUAGGGAGGGUCGCCUGGUAGGUGGUUAGGAGGACAGGCUCAGAGGGGAUCGAAGACAGAUUCAGCGUCUUAGUGGUCCUAGAAAAUAAUUAAUUAUAUAUUUAUUGUUUUUUUUAUUUUUAUUUUUAUUUUUUUAUUUAUUUUUUUUUUUUCCUUUUUUCUUCCCCUCCUCUUUUCCUUUUUCUUUUGGGUGUAUGUGUGAAAUUUUGUAAGAGUAUGGUCCCCCCUCUUUCUCUGCUAUAUAUAUGUAGUAUCAGGGGUGAUAGAUGUUGGGAGCCUGCCACUGUAUAGAGGGAGCAUGGUGUCGCGGGAGAAGGAUCUCCGAGGAAAACCACGGGACGGGGAGGGGGGGGGAGAUCGAUGAGAUCAUUACAGCGGUAGGGUUUUAGAUAGGACUAAAGAAUGGUACCCGACAUGGGUAAGAGUCUGGGGUGGUUAUAACUUGGGUAAAGUAUAGGUAACCGAAACGAUUUUCACUUCUAUCUAUCUAAUGUACCCCAGCAUAACAUUACAUCUGUAUAAAACAUCAAGAACUCUCCUUUCCCCCCUCCCUCCCCCUUUUUUUUUUUCUUCCUUCUCCCUUUUUUUCCCCUUUCCCCCCCGUACAGCAGGAAGAGGAUCGUGAAUAUUAACAUCGUUCAGGAUAUCAAGGGAUAUGCAAUAUUACUGUGGUUCAGAGAAAUAAUAAUGAGAUGAUGUAGAGUGAUGCAGGCCUACACGCCAAAAAAAUUAGGCGGAUCCGGUUCCCAUCAGGCCUGGGUGUCAAUGAACCCUCCACCUUGGUAAAAAGUCCCGGGGGCCCCCACAGCCUGUGGGAUCAGCUGUCAGGUUGAGUCCUGUAAAGGGCUGCUUGAAGCCUAUUGCGGUACCCCCCACAGCCCUCCCAAAGCAAGUCGCGAGGGGGUCAGACCCACUCCCGUAUUAGCCUCCUCGACAAUUUAAAGUAGGACACUGGCAUGUAUCAUAAAGUAACAUAAUAUUGAACCUACAGUUAAAACAAGAAUGGAGGAUUGGCUGAAAAGGGGGACUAGCCAGGGCAGGUUUCGAUGUAACUCCCUUUAGAGUUCCAGUCAGAGUACGAUAAAAGGGGGCUAGUGUCGGCUCUCAUCACAGCGAGGGGAGAACUAAUUUAAACUGAACAGUCUCCGUGGAAUAUGAGGUGGGGUAGAAGGCGGUGGAUGGUGUUGUGUGAUGUGUGAUUAUACGAUACCCACAGUGCUUCAGCGAUGGCCUCUAGCUCCGACUUCUUGCCACUCUGUCUGUAGUUGUUGGAGCUCGGUAGGGUGCAGAGAGAUAUCUGGAAGUCGGGGGGGUGGUUGUAGGCCGAGGUUCCUAAAGAAGCGUUGGGGAUCCCCUCCCGGCAUCAGGAUGUGUGAGCGGUCUCCCCGGAACACCAUAAGCUUGAAGGGGAAUCCCCAGGCAUAUUUCAGACCUGCGUCUCGUAGGGCUGCUGUGAUAGGCCUCCACUCUCGUCGUCGUUGAAGUGUCGACGGUGCCAGAUCCUGGUAUAAGGAUAAUGUGGCCCCUGCGUACCGUAACGGUGCAUCCCGGCUUUUCCCCAUCAGCGCUUCCCUCGUGCUGUAGUAUAGGAAGCGGACGAUUACGUCCCGCGGGGUGUUGGUGUCGAUCUUCUGUGGUCUCAGGGCUCUAUGUGCCCUUUCCAUGUGCCACUGUUCCUCCGAUAAGGCGGGUAGGAGAGGCUUCAGGGCAGAGAGUAGUAUCCCCUUUAAAUCCUCGUCUUUCUCCUCAGGGAGGCCCCGAAUGCGGAGGUUAUUUCUCCGUGACCGGUUGGCCAUAUCUUCUAAUGUUAGGUCAGUUUCCACCAGAUGUGAGGUCAUACGGUUUACUCGAUCUAUAAGCGCGUUGUGGGCUAGCGUUGUGGUCUCCAUGCGCUCUUCCAAGAUGGCCGUGCGUUUUCCCAGGGCCCCUAUCUCUGCUUGGAGAAUUGCCGUUGAGUUGGCUAUUUCUCCUGCCAAGAAGGCCCUGACUUCAGCGAGUUUGGCCAAAACGGUAUCUUGGUCAUGGAGUGGGGCAUCCCUGGUCGCCUUCGGUGAUAUUUGUGGGGAGCUCCCGUCGCCAUCUUGACUUCCUGCACGGCCUUGUUUGUGCAUGGGGAAGUGGUCUAGGACGGAGCUGGAGGUCCCAAUGUCGGCCGUUUUUUUCCCCUGCUUCUUAGGGGGUCUCUUCUCCAUGUCGGAGGUUCCCGUGAGGGGUAGUUAGACGAUUUUUGAGGUCGCUUUUGAAUGCUUUAGGCACAGUUGCUGCGGAGCUCUACCGAAACACGUCCAGUCUCAUUGACGGCUCGGCCACGCCCCUCUCUGCAGUAUACUUUCAAUCUACAGGUUAUAUCAAUCUAAUUUUACUUUUAUAUAGUAUUUGUGUUGCUUGUAUUAGUUCCACUAAUCAGAAAAGAAUGUGAACUCCUACAUAAAAAAAUAUUAUCUUCAGAUAUGCAUUAAAGGGAUACUAUAGGCACCCAGACCACUUCAUCUCAUUAAAGUGAUCUGGGUGCAGUGUCCAUGUCCCUUUAACCCUGCAAUGUAAACAAGACAGCCAAUAGAGGUGCUUCAUGUAUUUUCAAGGAGUUUAACUUUGUAAAACGACUUUGCUUGGAUUUUGAAGACACUGGUUGUCCUCAUUCAAAACUUGUGAACGUCCAAAGAUUCAAUGUUUUUUCUGUGGUGAAGUUCUGAUGCAUGCACAGCAUUAAGUCCUCCAUUGGCAUGACGCUGCUGGAGGAGGAGACAAAGCCACCACUAAAAGAACUCAGCGCUGCAAUUAAGGUAAGUAUUUUAAAGGGUUUUCAACACUUGUGGGGGGUUGUAUUCAUAAUGCUAUAGUGUUCCUUUAAGCCGUAUAUGUCUUUCCAUAUAAUUAGUUGUAAUGAUGCUUAUGCCCCUAUGGGAACUGCAUGCAUCUAGUUUAUCAUUUUAUCUUAUUGUUUAUCGUGCUUAGAGUCCCCUUUUGCUGUCCCUCUGUGAUAAACAGACUCUAGUCACCAGAUCCACUACAACUUAAAGGGAAUCUAAAGCCAUCAGAAUCACUAUAGCUUAUAGUGGUCAUGAUGUGUAUUGCAUGUCCCUGCAGUCUUAACUCUGUAAACGAUGCCUUUUCAGAGGAAAGGUAGCAUUUACAUUGCUGCCUAUUAACACCUCUCGUAGCAGUCAUUCAGAUGGCUCCUAGUCCAGUGUUGAAUUUACGUGCAACGUCUCCAUGCUUUGCAUGGAGUUGCUGAACGCUUCCCCUAGAGAUGCAUUGAUUCAGUGCUUCUCUAUGAGGAGGUGCUGAUUGUCGCAGCAUGACACUUUUGGAGCACAUGCACAGUAGCCUCCCAAUGCUUUUCUAUGGGAAAGCAUUAAAUUGGUUGCGAUCAUCAAGAUUGGUCAUCUUCAUCGAAGGGGAGGGCAAGCCGGGGCAAGACUGGUGCAGCGUUAGAGAAAAGGUACGUUUAACACCUUUUUACACCACAGAGAGGGAGACUGGAAACCUAAAUAUGUAUUCUAGCACCAUAGUGUUAGGAAUACAUGUUUGUAUCUUCUAAUGUUGUUUUGGGGCAUGUAGCCUGGCUCAGCAUUGUAAAACACUACCUUUUAUAAGAAAAAGUAGCAUGUACAUUGCUGCCGAAGGCCACCACUAUUGGUUCUCAUUCCAACAGCUUCUGUAGGGAAAGAGGCAAAGCUUGCAGGACCAACAAGAGGCUGAAUGCUCCCCAUAGAGAUGCAUUGAUUAAUUGUAGCUCAAAGAGAUGCUGCUUGUUACGGCGAUUUUCCACAUAAGCACACUAGUCUCAUGUCCGUUGAUUAGCUGAAAUUAUAUUAUAUUGAUGAUCUCGUGCAGGGUUGUUGCGGCAAGACCGGCACAUCAAAGGCUAAAAGGAAAAUCAAACCUCUUUUCUCUGUGCGGGAGUGGGGGGACAAACAUCUUAAUGGUUUGUGGAACACUAUGGCAUUAGGGAUAUAUUUUUGUAUUCCUCACUUUAUAGUGUUUCUUCUAAACCAUUUUGAGCAAUAUCAAACUGAAUAAAAGUCUUUCUCUGCCCAGACCAGGACCAGGCCCCCACUGGGGUUACAACAAGGCAGAGAUUACAUUUUCAUAAACCAUACCAAUUUAUACCAUCAAAGGGUGGCUGUGAUUAGCUGAAAGCAGUAAGUUGACAUUCUAAACCAAUCAGGUAGUGCCCAUUGAUGUUCAAGCUACUGCUUUCUCAUUAACUUGAGUCACACAGAAGAAAUGGGUUGUUGAGGACUGUCUUUCAGCAUUAAAACAUCAAAAAUUGUUCAACAGUAAACAGAAGGAUGGCACACAUUGAUAAGUAGCAGUUAUAAUGCCUACAGUGUCCCUAUGCCAGUGUGUAGCAACAGCAUUAGCAUUGACAGACAAAGUAUGGUCAUACAAUACCAUUGUUGUGCACCACAGUUAUUAGAUUCUUCUGAAUAGCCAUGGCUGAGGAAAAUAUAGUCACCUGAGCUGUAUCAGAGUUUCUUUUACACCUGUCUUAUCUAUAUGUACCUCUGUAUUGUUAUAGUAAGGGCUUUAUGAUUGAGAAGUUGGAAGCCUGUCUCUCAGUUCUUUCUUCUGCAGAGGUAACAUGUCCCCGUUUACUUGCAGAAGCUUGUAAUGUUGGUUACUGUGAGGGGUUCCCCAGUGCCCCGACUGAGCACACCCAUCUGAACAGCUUCUUCCCGCCAGCCAAACCACAGAUGUCAGCCUGUUCCCGAAGGUUCAGUCAGCUAACACCUCUCCACCAAGAACAUCAGACCCACACAGCUUGAGGGUAGAACAGGAACUAAAUCACCCCUGAUUAACUAGAUUAAUGGGACCAUCCAGAUUGUCCACUUAAUGUGAACCACUCUUGUAUCAUCGUUAUGAUUAUAAACAAUAUAACAUAUACCAAGUAACUAUUUAAUGGUGUCAUAUAAAGUAUCCUUCACUUUCUCCCAAUCGUAUUCCACAUUGUCACACAGUAACAGUAGCUUUGGGGGUCCUCUUAAACUCCCAUCCAGCAUACUACAUGCACGUCCUUAGAUGAAUGUAUCCCGAUGCAUUAGAUCGGAGAAGAACGUGACUUAGACAUCGCUGUCACUCACAACGAUGUCAUCCGCCCCCGCCCCUCCCCAUACGCUCACGUGGGAUCCAGCGUCACGGAUGACGUGAGGACUAUCCCGAACGUCAUCCGUGACGAUUCGUUGUGGGCGGCAAUAGGGAAUCCCCCCUGAUGAUUGGCUCCCAGAUCAUUUAAAAGUCCCGGCUUUUCUAGCCGGCGUUUCCUCAGCCCCUGACGAAGGUGGUGUUAUACACCGAAACGCGCGUCGGGCCACCGACAUGCUUUGACUUCAUUUAUUUUCAUUUUUUGUUUUUUACGUACACCAAUGGGUUAGGCACGAUAAGGAUGUACACUUAAAGUAACUUUAUUUCUUUUCUAUCUACUUUCAGCCAGUGGGGAUCCUGUAGCAUUAGGCAGUGGGCGAUACCCUUUUAGACUGAGCAUUUAGAUCAGAACACCCACGAAGGUGUCUUACAGAGCUUAGGGAUUUAUUUGGAGGCUUCCAUACCUAACAAUAGGCAGUGGACGAUCACUCCUCAGAGUGAGCAUUUAGAUUAGAACACCCACGAAGGUGUUUCACAGAGCUUAGGGACCCCUUCUUUUGAGGCUCUUAUACUUAGUGUACCAGGGAGGGUGUUUACUUUCCCCCCCUUCCUCUUUUGCCCUACUAUCCCUUUUCCUCCAUUUCCACUCUCAAUAGGGAUCACUGCUCCUCUAUCAUUCUACCAGCAGUUUCCAACCCUAUAUUUUGUCCUUAAUACGAUUUAGUCACAUUUAUUAUAUCUACUUUGGAUGAGUACAUUUAGACUGCAGCCUUAUCUCUACUAUUCACAAGUUUCAUAGAAGGGAUUUAGAAUAGAGCUUCCUCCCUUUUGUAUUGCCUCUAGGGGGCACUUUUGGCUAGCUUUACCUUAUUACCGAAUAAAGAUUUUUUUAUUUUCAAUUUCUAAUCUAGCCCAAUUAGAAUAUUUAAGGGUAUCUCGUUAAACAGUCAUGUUGUGAUGUUCCGGACCCUGUUUCUCUUCCCUUCUAUUAGAUCCCCAGACUGGCUAUUCUUAUUUCUGUACUGGUAUCUCAUAUUUGUCCAUUUAUUAUCCUUGUCAGCAUUUCAAGAUCUCCCCAGGUGGAGAUCUUAUUCAUUAUUUUGUAAAUCAUUAGGGUACAAGCCCUUGGUGGAGCUGACCACACCAGCUGACCACAAGGCUUUGCGCUGCCCCUUACGCCCCGCUGUUCAACUAUUGGGGUGUUCUGGCAGGACAAAGCAUCUAAGCUUGCUAUAUUAUAAUUAGAACAGGAACUAGCCCAAGGUAUUUGUAUACAAGUAAACUCAUUAGUAAACACACAAAGGUUUGGAACAGCAACCAAUCAAACUGGGCCUUAACAAACAGCCAAUCACACUAAGCCCAUUAAUAACCAAUAAGACACACCAUCUCAGAACACCUACUUUGCAUACACAGUAAAACAUUAUGCAUUAGGUAAACGGAUAAACACACAGUCAACAAUAGGUGACUCAGCUCCUUGAGUGACAAAGAGAAAAGUCCUAUCCCCCACCCACGUGAUCACACAGUCUCUGGUUCCGCACCAUCUUGUUUUUCCAUAUUGUGGCUAGGUCUAAGUCUGUGCAGUCUAAAUUGCUGCUCCACACCAGAGUCCACCCAAACAAAGGAGCCCUUGAUGCCCAAGUGACGGCGUACCAGCGUUCCGUCACAGUUACCACAUGUCAUUCCCAGCUAUUAGUUAAAUUUGUGAAAUAAUAAAACUGAAACCUCCAGUUUUAGCUUUGCCAUGUCUAUUUAAUCAUAGUGUGUGUAACAUCAUUGGAUUACUUUCUUAUAGCAGGCACUUAUAUUAAAAGUGAUCCUGGAGAUUCCUGAGGUUUCACGCGCUAAAGUUAUGCCGUGAUCAGUAGACUGAUCUCCCUCUAAACGUGUUUUAAUUUUUUCUGAGACAGCUGAGUAACACUAAAGAUGGUUUAUUUGAGUUAGAGCAAUUAGUAAAAUUCUCUUCUCCUCAUUUAAUAGACAUUGGCCAUGUGUAGGGUAACAAUGACUUAAUGGAACCUGUAUCUCAGUCAUUCUCUUCCAUAUUUUGCCUCUCUGGCUUCGAGAAGCCUAUUUUAUACCAAUGCCUUGUUGUCUUAACCUAAAUACUAUCUGAAAAACAUGAAUCCUUUUACUAGCUAUUUGGUUUAAGGGGUUUUCAUCUAUGCUUACCUGUCAUUUUGGCUUUCACUAUUGUGCUAUCACAGCAAAACAAAGGUGUGCUCUCUUUGGUAGCCUCCUAAGUUCUGGAGAUGCUACUUGGGUUUUUCUACAGUAUACUCUGCACAUAUUGACUAUAUUUUUCCAUCGCAGAUUUAAUUCUCUAACUUUUGUUUUUCCCUGAUGCAGUGUUUGUUAUCCAAGAUUGCCCUUAUUUUGUUAUGAAAAGUACUGUAUUUGCUAGAAUUUAAGCUCAUGGGCAAUGUCUUUUAUUAUUUUUGUAUAAGUAAGUGCUUAUUAUUUGUCUUUAUUCCUUCUAUGGUACAGCUUUGUGAAAUAUGUUGGCGCUAUAUAAAAGCCAAAUAGUAAUAUCCAGAUCAUCAUCCCUUUCUGAAUAUGUGGGGUGAGGAUGCUGUGUCGAGUUUGGUGUGCACAUUGUACUGUAUUCCAGGGGUCUGACCUUGGUAAAUUACCCUUGCCAUUCUGUAGCUUGAAUAUGGUACUUGUAGCCUUUACAUGUCUACAUUUACAUUUCUGGAUUAUUGUCUCUAGUUCCCACCUUUGGCCUAAUAUUUACUUUUUGAGACUUUGAAAGAUAUUUUUCCUGUCCUGUCUGCUGAGAGUCAGAUCUAACCCAUUUGUGCAUGAUGCCGUGGAUAGUAGUUGGGGAAACAAAAAUUACACUAAGCAUGUGUCCAUAACAGUGACUCCCAACAGGGAAAAUCCUUUUCAGCCUUUGACAUUGGUGAGCAAGUUUAACUAAUACAAUUGCUGCUUAUAGUGUUUGUGGUUUGUUUCAUUUGUCAGGAUGUGAUUGUUAUUGAAUGUAUCUUCUUUUUUUAUAUAAAUCAGGUAAAUUUUAUUUAUUAUAAUCUCUUGUUUUACUUACCAGGUGUAUGCUUGGGGCUACAACAAUUCUGGCCAAGUUGGCUCAGGGUCCACUGCCAAUCAGCCAAUACCUAGGAAAGUCACCAGUUGUUUACAGAACAAAAUAGUAACUGGAAUUGCUUGUGGCCAAAUGAGUUCAAUGGCAGUCGUGGACAAUGGAGAGGUAGACGUACUUUCUUAA